This is a messenger RNA of Rhea pennata, 3883 nucleotides long. RefSeq names its product TLE family member 3, transcriptional corepressor (gene TLE3). Bases 370 to 2709 code for a protein of 779 amino acids. Gene Ontology annotation, biological process: regulation of DNA-templated transcription; negative regulation of canonical Wnt signaling pathway. Gene Ontology annotation, cellular component: nucleus; transcription regulator complex. The transcript has 20 exons. The record is from RefSeq and is a predicted model, not a curated record. NCBI's taxonomy places the organism in Eukaryota, Metazoa, Chordata, Aves, Rheiformes, Rheidae. Gene Ontology annotation, molecular function: transcription corepressor activity; protein binding.
GCGGCGCGGCGCGGCGCGGCGCGGCGGCACCAUGGCUUGUGGAGUUACGGCGGUGACGGCUGGAAGGAGCUGAGCGGCCCCCCCGCGCCGCCCCCGGCUCGGCGCUGGCUGCCCGGCGAGAGGCGAGAGCGGCCGCCGGAGUCAAGGCUCGCACUCUGCAUGUCUGCGGCACCCGGAAAGUCGGAUGUGUAUGGCCUUCUCUCCCUCCUCCUCCUUCUCCUCCAUGGCAGUCGUGCUACUCCGGCUUUUCGGCCUCUCCGGGAGCGCUCCGUGGCCGGCGGGCAGCUGCGCACGUCGCGAUCGCCGUAGCGAGGCAAGGCGCGGCGGCGCCGGCGGCUGGCUCCUGUAAUCGGCGCCCCCAGCCCUGCCAUGUACCCCCAGGGCCGGCACCCGGCUCCGCACCAGCCGGGCCAGCCGGGCUUCAAAUUCACUGUGGCCGAGUCCUGCGACAGGAUCAAGGACGAGUUCCAGUUCCUGCAGGCGCAGUACCACAGUCUUAAAGUGGAAUACGAUAAGCUUGCUAACGAAAAGACAGAAAUGCAGCGCCAUUAUGUUAUGUACUAUGAAAUGUCAUAUGGUUUGAAUAUUGAAAUGCACAAACAGACAGAAAUUGCUAAAAGACUGAAUACAAUUUUAGCUCAGAUCAUGCCUUUUCUGUCACAAGAGCACCAACAGCAAGUCGCACAGGCUGUUGAACGUGCCAAGCAAGUGACCAUGACGGAGUUGAAUGCUAUCAUCGGGGUACGUGGACUUCCCAAUCUGCCUCUCACCCAGCAGCAGCUCCAGGCCCAGCACCUCUCCCACGCCGCGCACGGCCCCCCGGUCCAGCUGCCGCCGCACCCCUCGGGCCUCCAGCCGCCGGGCAUCCCGCCGGUCACCGGCAGCAGCUCGGGGCUGCUGGCCCUCGGCGCCCUGGGCAGCCAGGCGCACCUCGCCGUCAAGGACGAGAAGAACCACCACGACCUGGACCACCGAGAGCGAGACUCGAGUGCAAAUAAUUCUGUCUCGCCCUCGGAAAGCCUGAGAGCCAGUGAGAAGCACCGGAGCUCCACGGACUACAGCAUCGACUCCAAAAAGCGGAAAGCGGAGGAGAAGGACAGCAUGAGCCGAUAUGACAGCGACGGCGACAAAAGCGACGACCUGGUCGUGGACGUGUCCAACGAGGACCCCGCCACCCCUCGCGUCAGCCCGGCCCACUCCCCGCCGGAGAACGGCAUCGACAAAACCCGCGGGCUGAAGAAAGGCGAGGCGCCGACCAGCCCGGCCUCGGUCGCCUCGUCCAGCAGCACUCCCUCCUCCAAGACUAAAGACUUGGGCCACAACGACAAAUCGUCGACGCCUGGGCUCAAGUCGAACACUCCCACGCCGAGGAACGACGCCCCGACCCCGGGGACGAGUACAACCCCCGGCCUCCGGCCGAUGCCUGGAAAGCCAACAGGCAUGGACCCGCUGGCCUCGGCCCUGAGGACGCCCAUCUCCAUCGGGGGCUCGUACGCGGCCCCCUUCGCCAUGAUGGGGCACCACGAGAUGAACGGCUCCCUGACCAGCCCCGGCGCCUACGCCGGGCUCCACAACAUCCCUCCGCAGAUGAGCGCUGCCGCCGCUGCCGCUGCUGCCUACGGCCGGUCGCCAAUGGUGAGCUUUGGAGCUGUUGGUUUCGACCCGCACCCGCCCAUGAGGGCCCCCGGACUGCCCACCAGCCUGGCCUCCAUCCCCGGAGGAAAGCCAGCCUACUCGUUCCACGUGAGCGCCGACGGGCAGAUGCAGCCGGUGCCUUUUCCCCACGACGCCCUCGCGGGCCCCGGCAUCCCCCGGCACGCCCGCCAGAUCAACACGCUGAGCCACGGCGAGGUGGUGUGCGCCGUGACCAUCAGCAAUCCCACCAGGCACGUCUACACCGGGGGCAAAGGCUGCGUGAAGAUCUGGGACAUCAGCCAGCCGGGCAGCAAGAGCCCCAUCUCGCAGCUGGACUGCCUGAACAGGGAUAACUACAUCCGCUCCUGCAAGCUCCUGCCCGACGGCCGCACGCUGAUCGUGGGAGGGGAGGCCAGCACGCUCACCAUCUGGGACCUGGCGUCCCCCACGCCCCGCAUCAAGGCCGAGCUGACCUCCUCCGCCCCGGCCUGCUACGCCCUGGCCAUCAGCCCCGAUGCCAAGGUCUGCUUCUCCUGCUGCAGCGACGGCAACAUCGCCGUGUGGGAUCUGCACAACCAAACGCUCGUCAGGCAAUUCCAAGGCCACACGGAUGGUGCCAGCUGCAUAGAUAUCUCACACGAUGGUACGAAGCUGUGGACGGGUGGUCUGGACAACACGGUGCGUUCCUGGGACCUACGGGAAGGCAGGCAGCUGCAGCAGCAUGACUUCACGUCCCAGAUCUUCUCGCUGGGAUACUGCCCGACGGGCGAGUGGCUGGCGGUGGGGAUGGAGAGCAGCAACGUGGAGGUGCUGCACCACACUAAGCCCGACAAAUACCAGCUGCACCUCCACGAGAGCUGCGUCCUUUCGCUGAAGUUUGCCUACUGCGGGAAAUGGUUUGUGAGCACCGGGAAAGACAACCUCCUCAACGCCUGGAGGACGCCCUACGGGGCGAGCAUAUUCCAGUCAAAGGAAUCUUCGUCUGUCUUAAGCUGUGACAUUUCGGCAGAUGACAAAUACAUCGUAACUGGCUCCGGGGACAAGAAGGCCACAGUCUACGAGGUCAUCUAUUAACUGUGGAUUUUAACGGGGCUGCCGGCUCCAGCAGGACUCUGGCGGACGGACAGACGGACGGACGGGAGCGGCCGCGCGGCCGGGGACGGUCCUGCCAGCCGCGCCGGUCCCCGGGCUCGGCCAGGCGCGCGCGGACCGAGGCGGCUCGGCGGCGUUUCGCGUUGGAGGCCUGGCUAGAAAACGUACGGAUUCAUUUGGAGGUCUGCAAAUAUGGCACACAUUGAAGCCCUAAACAAAAUUUUUGUUUUGGUUUUUAGGGUUUUGGUUUCUUUUUUUUAUUUUUUUAUUUUUUUAUUUUUUUUUGGUUUUCUGGUUCUUUCCGUCUGCGCUUUGGUGGCACUAUACAGGACUUAUUUUUUAUUGUGACUUUUUUUUGGUGCAUUCUGCAUAAGACUUGUGAAAAAUGUAAAUAACGGACUAGUAAAUAGAAUCGGAAGGGUGGGGGCCCCCUCCUGGUACACUAGUUGUGUAUUUUUCGUCUGCUGUAAUUGUAUUCCACUGAUGGUUUUGGUGGUGGCAAUUUUUUUUUUCCUUUCCCCCGAAGCGCCCGCUCGGGUCGCUCCUCUGACACGCAGCUUGUAACCAGACUGAGCAAAGGUGUCCACUGGUGAAAGUUGUUCCUACUGUUGUACACGUGAGUUGUUCAGUGUGUUAGUCAUGUUUGAACACUGUAUGGACCGAAGCGAAGCCGGUUGGGUCUCCAGCUGCUGACGGGACAUCAGCAAAACAAUCAAGUUUUUAUAUGGAUUUUUGUGCUCGUUCGUUUGAAGAAAACAGGAGGUCCCUGUUUAGGAAACCUCUGCUCAAGCCCUUCUUGCUCUUCGGACAUAAACGAUGAGGAAUGAUUUCAAAGAAAGCAUAGUAAAUUCAGCUCAGGGAGCCACGAAAGAUAAUAGCAACUUAUGUGUUUUGUAUUCAAAUGAAAGUAAAGAAUUAGAAUUGAUAACCUUUAAAAUACAAUUUUUUAAAACAAAGUUUACUAACAAGUAGGGUUUGUGUGUGGUGGGGGGAAGGGGCUGGCUUUGGUAGGGUCCUGUGGCUAUAUGGUCUUGUGUCUUCUGGUAUAUAGGUUUCAAUGAAGCAAACCCCAUCCCCGCACAGGCCUGCGUUUCAGCGUUUUGUACUAAAGGGUAAAAAAGAAAUAACGGGAAAUAAAAGUAUUUGUGUAGCAGAA